Messenger RNA from Tuber aestivum (summer truffle), 1880 nucleotides. NCBI's taxonomy places the organism in Eukaryota, Fungi, Ascomycota, Pezizomycetes, Pezizales, Tuberaceae. The record is from the annotation of a GenBank genome assembly.
UAUCUGCUUAAUUAAUCUAUUCCUUCCACGUGAGCAGCCAAUUUUUGCUAUUUAUUUAUUUAUUUACCUAUUUAUUUAUUUAUUUACUUCUCGACUUACCCUAUUUACAUAUUUGCCUAUUUACCUGCGACGGGGGGCCUUGGAAAGGGAGGCUGGAUUCCGGUAUCACAGUUUAAUUAAGCCGGGGAUUAUCGCAGUCACCAUCUUCACCUUCACCUCCACCUCCACCUUCACCUUUGUUAUGAUUCUUCCCCCGUGUCUCGUUACUUGUACCAGUACUAUCGCCUCCUUGUGGUCGCGUUCUCCCCUUUUGGCGUGACCCACAACACGCUAAAACCAUAAUCAAAGACGUCAUUCGCCCACCUGAGACGCGUUAUCUCCUUCACCCUCGCCCUCCCUCCCACCCAUCAACCUCCUUCUGCCCUCCAUCUUCUCUCUCCCCUACCUGUACUUCUUUCCUCCCUCCUUCCCUCUCUGCUCUUAACUCCCACACCGCCCCAACACAACACCACCGCCAAAGAAAAAUAAGUCAGCCAAACAAUGGUCUAUCGGGUCGAAGUCUCCCCCAACGGCCGUGCGAGCUGUAAAGCUACUACCUGCGGUAAAGCUAAAAUCGGGAAAGGCGAACUCCGUCUGGGGACAUGGGUCAAAGGGCCCACUUUCGAGUCCUGGUCCUGGCGCCACUGGGGCUGCUUCACUCCUCAACAGAUUGCUAAUGCGCGCAAGGGAUUGUUGCCGGAGGGCGAAGAGGAUGAGGAGGGGAAGGAAGUGGACAUGAACCUCUUUGAUGGAUGGGAGGAGUUGCCGGAUGAGCAGAAGGACAGGGUUAAGAUUGCGAUGGAUGUGGGGCAUGUCGAUGAUGAGGACUGGAAAGGUGAUGUUGGCUUGAAUCGCAAGGGCGCAAAGAAGGCUGUUGGGAAGAUCAAAGGAAAGGUUGCAAUCGCGGCAAAGAGGGUUGGGAAGCAUGAUGACGACGAGGAAGAGGAAGCUGUGGAGUAUGUUGACCUGCAAUUGCCUAUAAUACCGCAAAGCACUAACACCGUGACAGAACUGACAAAGAACCUGUCCCCAAAAAGUCUGGCAAAAAAUCCUCUGUAGCUUCCACCACCGCCACCACGCCCAGGAAGCGUGCUCCCGCCAAAAGAUCGACCCCAACCCCGACCCCCCCCGCAUCUGCAUCUCCCGAACCUGUCAAAUCCAAAAAACCCACCCCUUCCAAAAGGUCCACCAGGCCCGCUGCCAUUGCAGAACCCAUUCGUCCCCGUUCCUCCCGCUCAACUGCCACAACCCCAAAGAAGUACACCGAAGUCACUGAAUCCGCCGAUGACGACUCCCCCCCCGCCGCUCGCAAGUCCCGCGUAACCACUGCUCCCGGCAGAGACACGAAGUCUGCAAAAGAUGGGAAGAGGAAUGCUAGGAAGGGGAGAGGCAAGAAGGCUGGCGGUGAUAGCGAUACCGAAGAUGAAGCCGCAGAGAUGGUGUUGCAUGCUGAUGAUGACAUUGAGGAAGAUGCUACUGACUUGCCCCCGCCAAAAGCGCAAUCAAGAGGCAGAGAAGGCGGGAGAAAACGCAAGGCUGCAGCAGUUAUGGAUGAUGCACAGAGUAGAGUUGAUGAAGAGGAAGAGUACGCCCUCUUGGCUAUCAGACCUAGAAAUCAAAUUGAGACUAAUUUGAGCAUGGGAAAUAGGCAACGCAAGAAGAAACGCACUAAAGCAAAGCCCGCCCCCACUAAAAAGGAACAGUCGGCCAAGACCAAGAAGGCUACUACCACCCCGGCCUCUGACAAGAAGACCAAGACUAAGGCCAAAGACUCUGCAAAGGAAACCCCAGAAGCGAAGGAUAAGGGCGAAGCCGGGAAAAGUAUUUUCGGUGGAGAGUAG